UAUUACUCCAUUGUUACUCCAUAUUCAAAUUAUUCCUAUAUCUUAAAUUAUUUAAGGGUUUUGUACGGUGAAGAAAUAAUGUAGAUAUUUAUCGAGAAUUUUCCGAAGAUGCUUUUCAGUGUUUUCAGUCUAGGAAGCGUAAACGUGCACGUUGCUCUGAGCGUGUGCGCGCCGAUGGGGCGGGGACGCGCAAAGGGCACAGUUCCACGUGGUGUCCACAGGGGGGCAGCACCGAGCCGACGCGUGCGUCCUUCGCCGGACAUUCUCACAUCUCCACCAAAACACUCGGGAAAAGAUAUCCCACCAGGGAGGCGGCGGCUCACUACCACCAUCCACCAUUCAUCGUCUUCUGCUCCGAAUAUCGUCGUACCAUGGAAGUGGGGACUCCCAGCACAUGGGGAGAGAGACAACGGAGCACAAAGAAGAGGGGAGCCAGCUCAUAGUGCCUCCACAUGCCCUAUGGUCCUUCGCAUCCAGAAGACGCAGUAGGGUACAAGGUGUAGGCCGUUGAACCGUCGGACUGAUUGUGACCUGCUGAAGCGACCGCAUCCCGCUGUCUUUAGUGGGGAGGAAACGAGGAGGAUUGCUGGACGUGGUCCCCGGUUUCAUGUAAUCUUCCGUUGACUAGAAGACAAGAAAAUGAGUGAGCAGAGCAUCUGCCAGGCCCGGGCCUCCGUCAUGGUGUACGACGACGCCAGUAAGAAAUGGGUCCCCAUCAAGCCGGGCCAGCAGGGCUUCAGCCGCAUCAACAUCUACCACAACACCACGAACAACACCUUCAGGGUGGUGGGCGUCAAGCUGCAGGACCAGCAGGUGGUCAUCAAUUACUCCAUCGUCAAAGGCCUCAAGUACAACCAGGCCACGCCCACCUUCCACCAGUGGCGGGACGCACGCCAGGUGUACGGCCUGAACUUCGCCAGCAAGGAGGAGGCCACCACCUUCUCCAACGCCAUGCUGUUCGCCCUCAACGUGCUGAGCUCGCCUGACGGGGGAGGAGGUCCUGUUCAGGUCCAGAGGCAGAAUGGUCCGUCCUCAGAGGACAGCGAGGCACAAAGGAGGAUGCUGGAACAGCACCAGAUGCAGGCGCACAAGGAGAGAGAGCGCAGGACGUCAGGAUCAGUCGUCUCCACUCUCCAAUAUAAAGUCGCCACCCCCCCCACCCACCCUGACACUCCGCCCGGGUACAGACACUACAGGGCUAGCACCCUGCCGCCCUCCUACGUGCGCGUGGCCUCCUCCUCCUCCUCCCCCCCCUGCUCCUCCGCCUCCUCCUCUCCCUCCCAGGAGAGGGAGGCCUCCAGGGACACGGGGCAGCUGUCCUCCCAGCUCUCCACCUCCCUGGCCUCCGCCUUCUCCCCCGUCCAGGGCGGGGUCGGCACCCAGGGCCGGCAGGUCCGCCAGAUCCCCCUGUCCCCUCCCUCCAUCGCCCGCCACUUGCACCACCAACAACAACAACAGCAACAACAGCUGUAUCAACAGCAACAGGAGAUCGUCCUCCCGCCCAAACACGGCACCUGGUCCGCCUCCCACAUGUCCCACAUGUACGCUCAGAUGCAGGCCGCCGCCGCCGCCCAGUCCCCCCCGGUCAUGAUGGCCAUGCCUGGGAAGCAGGCCCCGCCCCCGCAGCCCGCCCCCCCGGUGGCCCUGCCGCUGCCCCCGCUGAGCUCCAGGCCCAAGCCCCCCCCCAUCGACACCAGCCUGGCCUCCCAGCAGUACGCCCAGCACCUGACCCCCCAGUCCAACGGCCUGCCCGAGGAGUACUACUCCCCCCACUCCCACCACCUGCCCGUCACCCCGCACUACUGCGAGGCCGUGCCCAUGCCGCCCCUGACUGGCUCUCCGGCCCAGGCCCCGCCCCCUCAGGCCCCGCCUCCUCAGGCCCCGCCCCCUGGCCAGUACCCCUCCAGCUUCCAUCCUCAACAGCAAAUGCAACAACAACAACAACAACAACAACAACAACAACAUCAGCUACAACAGCAGCAGCAGCAGAUGUACCAUCAACAGCAGCAGCUGUACCAGCAGCAGCAGCAGGUUUACCAGCAGCAGGCUCUGCCCCCCUCCUCCUCCUCCUCACCCCCCUCUUACACUUACGUGUCUGAUGGGGGCUCGCCCAAGAAGGCCCCCUCCCCGGUGCCCCAGCAGGCCCCAGGGGCCCGCAGCAGUCCCCCUGUCUCCGCAGGUCACCCGGCGUCCAUGCUGUCCGUAGCCCCCCCCCCGGCCCCCGUCCUACCGCCCAUGGCCGGACCGCCCGCCCCGCCGCCCCCUCCGGGGCCCCCGCCCCCUCCCAUGGCGGUGCCCCCGCCCAUGCCCCCUCCGCUGCCCGCCGGCGGAGGCCCUCCCGGGGGCCCGCCCGGGCUCAUGCAGCCCGCCGGGCUCGCCGCCGCGCUGGCCGGCGCCAAACUACGUAAAGUGCAGCGCGAUGAGAGCAGCCCCCCGGGGUCGGGCGGCUCCCGGAGCGACUCCAACCGCUCCAGCGGCGGCAGCGGGGGCGGAGGGGAGGGGCUGAUGCAGGAGAUGAACGCCCUGCUGGCUCGGAGGCGGAAAGCAUCAGAGAAACCUGAUGAAGACGACUCCGGCGGUCGUGGACAGAAUUCUACAGAUGCCCUGAAGAAGCCGUGGGAGCGGUCUAACUCGGCUGAGCGCUCCUCGCUGGUGUCUAGAGUGAGGCCUGUCGGCAGCUCCAGUGAAGCAGACACAGAGUUCGACAGAAUGAAGCAGGAGAUCCUGGAUGAGGUCGUACGUGAAUUGCAUAAAGUUAAAGAUGAGAUCAUCAAUGCCAUUAGACAAGAGAUUGGCAGAAUCAGCACGUCCUAGUGUCUCCUGAACACCGGUGGGAGGAGCCAGAGGAUCGGCAGACAGUCACAGACCUCAGGAAUGUUUCCCGCCAUGUUUCUGUGACGCCAUGUUGAACAGUCAAUGAGCCGUGAUGGAAGUUACAGAAAUGCUGCGCCAAACAUUUCUCAAUCUGCCGCAGAACAGAGGCAUGAGGAAGCAGUGGAAACAGAGCAACGAGACGAGACGAGGACAUCGAGGGAGAGGAAAGUGAAACGUGUGAGGGAUGUGCAGGUGUGUGCGAAAGGACUUGGCUGAGAGGGGGAAUAUGGUGGCGGUCUGACACUCGCACUGAGUUUGGUUUUGUCACGCGCUCCGCGAGAGACCGAGAGACUCCGUCAGCCCAGGGUCGCAAAGCUAUUCUUUUCAGUCAUAAGAAAAAAACACAAACAUUUUUCUAAGUUUUUACUGUUUUAUUUAAAAAUGCUGUGAUGAUGAUGAUGUUGCAAUUAAUGACAAUGAUAAUUUGAUUGAUAUUGUAGGAGAAACCACCCUUGCACAUACUUUGUCAGCCUUUUAUAUUUUCAACAGUUUCUAUUUAGUUGUCCCGUAGUCAAACCUUAGGAACAAAAAGCACAAUACGGGCAGACAAGGUGUUUCAGACGCACCUGUCCAGUUUUCAAACGCCGUUGCGAUGGCCUUGUUCAUAUUGACAUGUGGUUCUAUCCUACUCAAAAAAUGUUGGGUGCCAUGUAGGUGAGUAUCUCAUUUGAUCCAGAAAUGGGUCUUUAGAUAAUCCCCUGCGUCCAAGGUCAACAAUAAAACCAGAAUAACUGGAUCUCCCAUUCCAGUCCAGUCCUGCUCCAGUGUGAUCCAGGCAUCAGGUGGAAUCAGGUGGAAUCAGGCUGAAUCAGGUGUCUGUGUGGGGGGGUCAGAGCAGCU
This is a messenger RNA of Gadus chalcogrammus (walleye pollock), 3714 nucleotides long. It is a transcript of the gene evla, whose product is annotated as Enah/Vasp-like a. The transcript has 14 exons. Gene Ontology annotation, biological process: actin polymerization or depolymerization; positive regulation of actin filament polymerization. Lineage: Eukaryota; Metazoa; Chordata; Actinopteri; Gadiformes; Gadidae. Bases 640 to 2814 code for a protein of 724 amino acids. Gene Ontology annotation, molecular function: profilin binding; SH3 domain binding. The record is from RefSeq and is a predicted model, not a curated record.